Molecule: messenger RNA, 1639 nt
Organism: Numida meleagris (helmeted guineafowl)
Lineage: Eukaryota; Metazoa; Chordata; Aves; Galliformes; Numididae
Gene: TCEANC2
Product: transcription elongation factor A N-terminal and central domain containing 2
Exons: 4
Coding region: 37-663 (208 amino acids)
Biological process (GO): DNA-templated transcription
Cellular component (GO): nucleus
Source: RefSeq, a predicted model, not a curated record
AGCGCGCAGGGCAGGGCGGCGGCUUCCGGCAGGAGGAUGGAGCGGUUCGUGGUGCGCCGGGCCCGCUCCCCGCAGAGCCCUCGCCGGGCCCGGCCGGAACCCCGCGCCUACCGGCAGGCCACGCUCGAGUCCCUCAAGAGAGUGGUCGUGGUGGAGGACAUAAAGCGAUGGAAGGCGAUGCUCGAGCUCCCCGGGCAGCCCAAAGAAAACCUGAUGGAAGCUUUGGGGGAACUGAAGAAGAAAAUACCUUCCAAGGAAGUGCUUCUGUCGACAAAAAUAGGUCACACAGUGAACAAGAUGCGCAAACAUUCCGAUCACGAUGUGGCCAGCCUUGCCAAAGAUGUUUAUGUGGAAUGGCGAGCUUUCAUCAAACACCACUCAAACAGGCCCUCAAUAGAAGUCAAGAGCGAUCCCAAGACUGAGGCUUUCAGAAAGAACGCGCGGAAGCUGCUUUGUGAAGCCCUGGAUCUAGAGAUUGAUCACCCACUGGCUGAAAAUAUUGAGCGAGAAGCUUUUCAUCUCUCUUCUCGUCUCAUUAGUGCGCCAUAUCGCAGAAUGGUGCGAGCUCUUGUCUUCUCAUUAAAGCACAAACCUGAAAUGCGAGCAGAAGUCAAGACUGGCACGCUCACCGUCCCUACAUUUGUACAGAGCCAUAAAAAGUGAGGUGUUGUGCUGGAUGCCGAGCGAGAACUUCAUGUGCCUGCAUCUCUGUGGAACUGGGAACCCUUUCUGUCACAAGGGGAGCGCCGAAGAGCAGACAGCGUGACUCACUUGGCUGAAGACAAGAACUACCAGUGAUGAAAGUGGUGCUCGAAAUCUGUGUGGGGUUGUUGCACAAAAAGUUUCUUCUACUCUGCUGUAUAUUUUCCUGGUACAAAGCCAUCCCCGCUCACUCACCUGUUUCUUCUGUCAGUUUGUCAUACCUCAGUUGGGCUGCAUCCCUGAUGUGGAUCUUCAGGUGUAAUUAGCUGAAUGGCUAAAGGACCAGCUCUGUACUGCAAUGGUGGGAAAGAGUGGGAAAUGGGGGUAAUUGUUUCAUGGGAGGAGGUUCCUAAUGGAUAACUGCAAACCCUCGUUAAUCCUAAAUCAGCCAAAUCCACUGUGGCUGGGCCCUGUUUAGUCAAGCCAGGUGAUUUCCCCUGCAUCCACAGUGGGAUACAAAACGGGUUUCAACAGUUUUCUAUCCAUCCUUCCAUUGGCUCAGUCAUCCCGCAGUCGUGGGCAUUUUCUGAAACCCUGGGGUGAAAACCGAAAUGCCCUGGGGUAUAGGUGCUAUCUAAUACUUCUGCUUAAUGAGCAGCUUGCUCUGACUUCCAUACCUCACUCAUGAUUGAAAUGUGGUGCUUAUUAGUGUAACAUUAAAAAAAAAACAACACCUUGAGAUGAAUUUUUUAACUACAAUUAUGCUGUAAGGAAAACAUUCCACAUCCAGGCUUUUCUCCUCUGUAAAGAGCAUGUUUCAGAAUGAUGGUGUAAAUAGAUUUAAGCAACAAACUAUUGUUUGAAUUGCUGCUAGUUAUUAAAACCUGGAAACCUUGCCUUUCGUAUUUACUCUGGUUUCUUUACUGCCACAAGUCAUCUUGCUCUCUGUAUGCUAUUAUUAAAGCUGUGACAGGCACAGUCUUUCUCUACUGGUAGA